AUGUCUGUACCUGGACCUCCGCUCUGGCCCUGCACACCGACUUGUCCCAGGUGUCUUGUCAGCUGUCAGGGAACGUGCAGCGCAGACAGCGAUGGCGCGACCGCGAGCGUGGAGGGUCAGGCGUCAAGUCCGGCGGAUAGACAAGCAUGUGGCAGUGACGCCCCGAUGGCAGGCUGGGACAGGAGCGCUGCGGCCCCUGUCACCCACCUGCCUACCUUACACACCAUCGCCACAGAAUCCAACUCUGAGCACCAGCUACACGCCACCUGCACCAGCGACCAUUUAAACGUCCUCCUGGGCAACCGUACCAUCGGCAAAACUCAAUCACCCUGUCUGCGGUCCGAGGGGGACACAGCUCCCUGA
Molecule: messenger RNA, 363 nt
Organism: Knipowitschia caucasica
Lineage: Eukaryota; Metazoa; Chordata; Actinopteri; Gobiiformes; Gobiidae
Source: the annotation of a GenBank genome assembly